AUGACUGAUCAAGGUAGAAAACAAUUUGUUGUGAUGGUUCAAGAUUAUACAGAUGGUGAAGCAUUACAACGUCGAAUGGUUGCACGACCUAAACAUUUGGCGAUGGCUGAAAAGGCUCAUGAAACAGGUUAUAUCCUAUGUGGAGGUGCUUUGUUUGAUUCGCAUGAAAAUCGAAAAAUGAUUGGAAGUAUGAUGAUUUGUCAAGCUCAUAGUGAAGAAGAAUUACAAGAAAAAAUUGCUCAAGAUCCUUAUGUCCUUGGAAAGGUUUGGGAAAAGUGGACCAUCUAUCCUUAUAGAAAUGCUAUUGGACUUGAAAAAGAACUAGAAGGUGUAGAAGUGAUAGUAUAGUUGAUGUUUUUUAUCUUUUACCUGAUGAAAUAAAAAAGCAAGUAACCUACACAUGCUAUGAGUUUCU
Molecule: messenger RNA, 415 nt
Organism: Halteromyces radiatus
Lineage: Eukaryota; Fungi; Mucoromycota; Mucoromycetes; Mucorales; Cunninghamellaceae
Exons: 4
Coding region: 1-348 (115 amino acids)
Source: RefSeq, a predicted model, not a curated record